This is a messenger RNA of Salmo salar (Atlantic salmon), 2419 nucleotides long. NCBI's taxonomy places the organism in Eukaryota, Metazoa, Chordata, Actinopteri, Salmoniformes, Salmonidae. The record is from RefSeq and is a predicted model, not a curated record.
CAGUAAUUCUAAAUGUAUAACAUUGUAACAGUGUGUGUGGAUGUAUGACGUCGAUAUAUGACUGUCUUUAUUGUGAAGCAGGAAGAGGGGGAUAAGAAUGUUGCGCUGGAAUAAGUCUGCGGUAGUUCUAUCGUGCACGAGCAUCAGCUGUCUGGUGAGUGUUGGGUUCAGGAGGACACACUGCUGCUAGGAUGCAGGAGCAGAGGAACAUGGUAGACCAUCAGGCUUUCAUGGAGGAUGGCCUGAGAUCAGAGGUGCUGCUCCAACACCAGCUGCAAGCAAUGAAGGAGGCCCACAAGCAGCAGAUGCAGGAGACAGAGAGGAGACAGAGAGGAGACAGAGAGGAGACAGAGACAGGGCCUGGAAAGAAGGGUCCAGCAGAACUCUAUGCUGUCAGCAGGCGUCGACAGGUGGUCUAGUACUCCAGGACCUCCCAACAGGUCAGACAAUCGGAGAGGUCUAUCACAUCCUCUGCAGCCUGGGCAUCCGUCACAACUGUUACACAGAGAGGAUCACAGCAACUUCAGCAUCAAGAUCAACAGAAACAGAGCAGCACCAACUAAAUAAAGAGGAGAAAGAGGAGGCGGAGUGUCCGAGGAAGUUCCGUGCUGUUCCUGUGCUUGUCCAUGUGUUUUUGCACCUCUAUGAUGAGAUGAUGCAGGUGCGACAGAGGGAGAGGAAGCACUAGCGGUUCUGGGGGGGGGGCAACAAUUUUGGACCCCCUUGUGGCCCCCCUAAAUGUGGAGUAUGAAAUAAUUUUUACAUAACAAAUGUUUGCUAUCGUUCUUUUUUUACAUCCGUUAUUAGACAGUGGCAACGAUGAUGAUCAUGAACAUGGUCUUUUGCCUGCUAAUGCCUGCAAUGCAGUGAAGAAAAUGAUAUGACAACAAUAACGUCUAAUGUAACUUGCCCCUCUAACAGUACAACUGGCCCCAGCUUGGCCCCCCCAGUUGAAAUGGUCUAGAACCGCCACUGAGAGGAAGGAAGGCCAUGAACAGAGGAAGGACUUCCUGCUCUCCAUGCAGAAGCCCUUCAGCUUCCUGGAGAGAGAUGAGAAGAAGAGAGAGAAGCUGAUGGAAAUGAUAAGCAUGGUGGCACAGACUCAAAAACCCAAGGCCACCAAUGUCAGGAAACCAAUACCUAAAGCAAUCAAAGACCCUGCAGUCUCUGAGCAUUUGAAAGAGGAGGAGCUGCGCAGGACGAUAUGCAUCCAGCCGAGGGCCCAGGAGAACUUGAGGAAGUCCACAGCACCUCACACCUCACACCUCAUACACAGCUCCCAGCAUACUAAGAAGGAGGUCCUGGCCUUCCUGGAUCAGACCACCUCCCAGAUCCCUGACUUUGAUAGGCUGCACAAGGCUUUCCACAGGGAAGACUUGAGGAGGGCCCAGAGGAAAGAUGUGACCAAGUGUCAGCCCUUCCACCUGCGGACGUCAACCCUGCCCUCAAGAACAAGCAGGAGCAGCUCUGAAAAAGAACAAGAAUCCACAGUCAGUGCCUUUUUGAAGAGAAGCAAUUCCUUUGGCGGUUUAACAUCGCUGUCUACAGAUAUGCUUCCCACCUACAUUACAGAUGCAGCAAGGAAACGCUGUAUGGCAAUUAGAAGGUCUGUGGAGCAGAGGGAGAGCACGUAGCAGGAGAGUGCAGAGCUGAUGAGGAAACACAGGAUGAGGUCUCAGGCCAUGAAGAAGACAGUGGCUCUCCGUGCCAAGGUCAUGGACCCUCACAGCAGCCUGAAAGAGGUGUACCAUGAGAAGCUGAAACAGCACCGGGAGUCUGAGCAACAAAGGAUGAAAGAGUAUAAGAAGGAGCUACAGGAUAUGAAGACCAGAGUCACUGACCAUCCUUACCUGUUUGAACAGGUGUCACAGAAAAACGCCAAGGCUGACGCAGAGCGACUAUGCAGAGGGAAGCUGGUUUGAAUGAGAGUUUGAAACGACACCGAUCUUCAAAUCUGAUGACGAUUGUGAUGACCGAAGUAUUGAGAGUAACAUGGAGAAAAGGGAUGGAAACAUAGACGUCUGGGAGAAAAUUGAAGAGGUAGAGGAAGAGAGCGUGAAAACCAGAGUGGAAAUAAAUGUAUGAUCAAAAAGGUCGACCCGGCAUGGAACUCCAUAUAGCCAUUUUGUUUCAAAGAGCACUAUGUUCUAAAGUAAUUCUAGUCUAAUUUAACUAUGUUGACCCAGUCUUUGACUGUCUGACAUGUUUGUUAUGGAUUAUGACCUUUCUAAACAGGGACAUGUGGCCUCUGGAGCUUUCAAAUUGAUAUUAACUGGAGCAAAUGUGAGAAAAUGAAUAAAGGUUUAUGUAACUAUGUAUUUAUAAGUCAUUUUGAAUUUUACAAUGGCAGGGUAUUAUGGAAUAUUAAAUGUAUGGCUGCAUAAUAUUUCAUCCUUAUUAAAACUGACUAUCAAAGGCU